This is a messenger RNA of Myripristis murdjan (pinecone soldierfish), 2327 nucleotides long. It is a transcript of the gene rbm22, whose product is annotated as RNA binding motif protein 22. Gene Ontology annotation, molecular function: metal ion binding; U6 snRNA binding; pre-mRNA binding. The transcript is spliced from 11 exons. The record is from RefSeq and is a predicted model, not a curated record. NCBI's taxonomy places the organism in Eukaryota, Metazoa, Chordata, Actinopteri, Holocentriformes, Holocentridae. The coding region runs from base 327 to 1610 and encodes 427 amino acids. Gene Ontology annotation, cellular component: U2-type catalytic step 2 spliceosome; Prp19 complex; U2-type catalytic step 1 spliceosome.
UCCCCGCUUUCCCUGCAUCUGCUAUUAUGAUUUGUUUUCUUUCUUUCUUAUCCAAGGUGUACUCAAACACCGCCAGCAAUAACAACAACAACCGCGCCGGCUGAAGUCACGUCAAAACACCGCAUACAUUAGCCUUCUCAUCUUUGUUUACGCGUAGCUUAUUUAACCUGUCAUUUUCAUAAUUUUGGUCAAGUGGUUUUGUAAAGGUGAUAAUUUCUUGAAAUAGGGCGACACCCCAAGGUAAAAAACGUGGCUCGCCCGCGCGGUGCAUUGUGGUUCUGACAGCUCCUGGGUUGACGUCGGUUGUUUGGCCCGCUCGCUGUAAAAUGGCGACGUCCCUAGGAGCUAACACCUACAACAGGCAGAACUGGGAAGACGCGGACUUCCCAAUUCUGUGUCAGACAUGUUUGGGAGAAAACCCUUAUAUCCGCAUGACAAAGGAGAAGUAUGGGAAGGAAUGCAAGAUCUGUGCUCGACCCUUCACCGUCUUCCGCUGGUGUCCAGGGACACGCAUGCGCUUCAAGAAGACUGAGGUCUGUCAGACCUGCAGUAAGAUGAAGAAUGUCUGUCAGACAUGUCUGCUGGACCUGGAAUAUGGUUUGCCCAUUCAGGUCCGAGACACAGGACUGGCCAUCAAAGAUGAUGUUCCUAAGUCAGAUGUGAACAAGGAGUACUACACACAGAAUAUGGAGAGAGAGAUAGCUAACUCUGACGGGACGCGGCCAGUGGGCCUGCUAGGCAAGGCCCCUAGUUCCAGUGAUAUGUUGCUGAAACUGGCCCGAACCACACCGUACUACAAGAGGAACCGGCCACACAUCUGCUCCUUCUGGGUGAAAGGAGAGUGUAAGAGAGGCGAGGAGUGCCCCUACAGGCACGAGAAGCCCACAGAUCCAGACGACCCCUUAGCUGACCAGAAUAUAAAGGACCGUUACUAUGGCAUCAACGACCCAGUGGCUGACAAGCUGCUGAAGCGGGCCUCGACCAUGCCAAGGCUGGACCCACCAGAGGACAAGUCCAUCACUACCCUCUACAUAGGGGGUCUGGGAGAUACUGUCACAGAUGCAGACCUCAAGAAUCAUUUCUACCAGUUUGGAGAGAUUCGCACCAUUACAAUAGUCCAGAGGCAGCAGUGUGCCUUCAUCCAAUUUGCCACGCGUCAGGCAGCUGAAAUGGCUGCCGAGAAGUCCUUCAACAAGCUUAUAAUCAAUGGACGAAGGCUCACGGUCAAGUGGGGCAGGUCUCAGGCAGCAAGAGGGAAGGAGGCCAUCAAGGAUGGCGUCAGUGAGAUGGGCACCAGACUUGACCCUGUGCCUGGAUUACCUGGAGCUCUACCCCCACCGCCUGCCCUAGAUGAAGAAGCUCCAACAAACUAUUUCAACCUGGAUCCUAGUUCCUCUCCUGCUGUCAUGAACAUUGCCCUGCCCCCUCCCCCUGGCAUCAACCCACCCCCUCCAGGUUUUGGCCCGCCGAUGUUCCACCCCAUGGGUCCCAUGGCGCCCCCCAUGCCGCCUCCAAUGAGCAUGAGACCUCCGGGUCACAUCCACUACCCCUCUCAGGAUCCACAGCGCAUGGGUGCCCAUGCUGCACACGGCUCACGCCAUGGCGAUUAACGGCUAGAGUGAAAUUAUACUGUGAUGAGGCGUCAUUCCAGUGCAUUGCUUCCCCAUGUCAAACCUAGUGAGGUGGUUUCACCUUAAUUGCUGCAGGUGGAACUGAAACGUACAGAGCAUUUCUGGUAGAAAAACACUGCAUAGAGGAGACAAUUAUCUUUGACAGGAUAAGGUCUGGUUUUUAUUAGGCUACCUGCAGUGCUCUGAAUGGACUGAUCACGCACCAGCUGUGUGUCUGGAAAGACCACAACCAGGAUCUUACAAGAUGACUUUGUAAUUACUCAGCUAAACGUACUAGAACAGCCUCUUAACAGUGGAAAAUGAUAAACGACUUAAAUAUCAAACACCAUGAUUACUGCCCAGUGUGACCAGGUGUCGUCUUAUAAGAGGAUUCCUGCAGUUUUAAAGGGCUCCCGUGGUUGGUGCCAUUGUAUAUUCUGUAUGACAUUGUAUACUCAGCGUAAGACUUGUCACAUCAAGCAAAACAUCCCAUGGAGUCGAUCUCUGAGGAGCUUUUUUUUUUUUUUUAAAACCCUGUUCAUUUUCAGUUACAUUGACUUUUUUAUUUGAUACAAUAUUAAUAUUCCACAACAUGAUGACUUAGUUUAUUGUAAGAUUUUCUUUAAGUGUUGUAUUCAUUUGUGUCAUUAAACAAUGCCGUCUUGUCAUUUGUCAUCUCAGCAUGCAUACUAUUUAAAAAAAAAAAAAAAAAAUACU